UCAUCUUCUUCCUCACACAUAAACCCUAGGCGUCGCCGCUUGUAGUUCUACGUCCACCUCUGCCGCACUCCGUCAUCUCCCUCCUUCCGAUCGACAGCCACCACGAAACGCAGUCCAUUCAAGUCGUCAUUGAAGUCGAGGCGCCCGCAAGCCGAUUCCCUCUAUUCGCAAGUCGUCUAUUUCUCUCCGGUAAGCUCGUGUUCCUUCGUCAACACCGCAUUAUUUUUGUCGUCUCUAUUCGAUCGUUGCAUCGCUCCACCGUUGACCGUCGUUUGAAGUGCCAUCACAAAAAGCACCAAGCCAUUUUCCUUACACUAGCCGUUCAUCUGCCUCAACCGAGUUGUUCUUUGCAUCCGAGCCGCCACCCCCUUCGCGAGCCGCUAGCCUAGUUUUAGUCAUUUUCCACAUAUUUUUUGCUUGGUUAAAUCUAAUUGGAAGAAACUUUGGUUUUUCCCCAAUUAAUUAGGUUGAAUUGGAAUUCAACCUCAACUUUGGGACUUGACUGUUUGGAAAGCUUGAUCGUGACCAUUAGGAUAAUUUUGUUAAGCUAAUCUCGAGAAUAUGAUUGAAAAGGAAUUUUUCACUGAAUAUGGUGAAGCUACUCAAUACGAGAUCGAAGAAGUUGUUGGUAAAGGGAGCUAUGGAGUUGUGGCAUCUGCCAUUGACACUCAUUCUGGUGAGAAAGUUGCUAUCAAGAAGAUAAAUAAUGUGUUUGAGCAUGUUUCUGAUGCCACGAGGAUUCUAAGAGAAAUUAAGCUUCUUCGGUUUCUUCGACAUCCUGAUAUUGUUGAUAUAAAACAUAUAAUGCUCCCUCCAUCCAGAAGGGAGUUCAAAGAUUUAUACAUUGUUUUUGAGUUGAUGGAGUGUGAUCUUCAUCAUGUACUAAAAACUAAUGAUGAUCUCACUCCUCAGCAUCAUCAAUUUUUCUUAUAUCAACUUCUUAGAGCAUUGAAGUAUAUACAUUCAGCUCAUGUGUUCCAUAGAGACUUGAAGCCGAAGAAUAUACUUGCCAAUGCAGACUGCAAGCUGAAGAUCUGUGACUUUGGACUUGCACGUGCAUCUUUCAAUGAUGCCCCGUCUGCUAUCUUUUGGACUGAUUAUGUCGCUACUCGAUGGUACCGUGCUCCUGAACUUUGUGGUUCGUUUUUCUCAAAGUAUACACCAGCUAUUGAUAUUUGGAGCAUAGGAUGUAUAUUUGCUGAAAUGUUGGCAAGCAAGCCUUUGUUCCCUGGGAAAAGUGUUGUCCAUGAGCUGGAUCUAAUAACUGACCUACUUGGUACCCCUUCAGCUGAAUGUAUUGCUAAGAUUCGUAAUGAAAAGGCUAAAAGGUAUUUGAGUGGCAUGAGAAAAAAAGAUCCGAUACCUCUGUCGAAAAAGUUUCCUAAUGCAGACCCGCUAGCUCUUCGUUUACUUGAACGUCUGCUUGCAUUUGAUCCUGAUGAUCGCCCUUCCGCUGAGGAGGCAUUAGCUGAUCCUUAUUUCCAUGGACUGGCUAAUCUGAAGGAUGAACCAUCCAGGCAACCCAUUUCAAAACUCGAGUUUGAGUUUGAAAGGAGAAAGUUGACCAAAGAUGAUGUCAGGGAGCUUAUAUAUAGAGAAAUUUUGGAGUAUCACCCUCAAAUGCUUAAGGAAUACCUUCAAGGUUCUGGGAGCCACUUUUUGUAUCCCAGUGGAAUUGACCGAUUCAAGCGACAAUUUGAUCAUCUUGAGGAACGUUCUGGUAAAGGUGAGAGAGGCAGUCCACUUCUAAGGAAGCAUGCCUCCUUGCCUAGGGAGCGAAUAUAUACACUGGGAGAUGUAGAUGAUGAUGAUGAAAAACAUAAAACAGAAUACCGAAAUGCAGCUUCAGUUGAACGUGCAGUGAUUCAAAGCCCUCCUGGACCUGCUUAUCCAUUAACUGCUCGGAACGAUUGCAAUAGUUAUAACCUGUUGAGGAGUGCUAGUAUAAAUUGUUCUAAAUGGGUGGAUUAAUUGGAAGGGUUGCAAGGAAAGAAAGAUGCAACAUUGCUGGUCUUCCUCAGAUUCUUAAUUUGUAAAAUUAUCCUGAUUCUUAUGUCUUUAAACAUGCCUUUAACUUUUAUACUGCUAUAUGGUUCCACUCGUAGGCCACUGAAAGUAAUUGUCAGGGCUGAUUAAAUGGUUGUACAAGUAGAAAUGUCUACAAGAAAUGCUUAUAUAAUGCAAAACCAAAGACCAAUUUUAUGCUA
Molecule: messenger RNA, 2207 nt
Organism: Cucumis melo (muskmelon)
Lineage: Eukaryota; Viridiplantae; Streptophyta; Magnoliopsida; Cucurbitales; Cucurbitaceae
Product: mitogen-activated protein kinase 9-like
Exons: 13
Coding region: 562-1971 (469 amino acids)
Biological process (GO): intracellular signal transduction; protein phosphorylation
Cellular component (GO): cytoplasm; nucleus
Molecular function (GO): MAP kinase activity; ATP binding
Source: RefSeq, a predicted model, not a curated record